CCGAUUUAGUUCAUGUGUGUUCUCCUUUCAGUGGCGGCCGCAAGAUCAAUGCUGCAAUGGCAAGACCGAGUCGCCUUGCCUAAUUUUCUAUUUUGAGCUCGAAAUUCAGCCAUCCCGCUCGGCGCAGAGCGUCGCUUCUUGUUGCUAAACUCGCCACCAAAAGAGUCAACAAAACAGCAUGGAUCACUUCCGCGGCUGGACCGCGACGAGCCGAUGACCACGCGCACCGAGAUGCUGACUGCUUUUCACAAAUAAUAGCAACUAAAUCGACGAGAUGUCUCAAGCGCGGGAAGUGGGCAAAGUGCUGCUGCUGUGUUUCCUUUGGUACACUGUCAGCUCGAGCAACAAUGUCAUCGGGAAAAUGGUGCUCAGCGAGUUCCCCUAUCCGAUGACCGUGACAAUGGUGCAGCUCUUGUCCAUCACCGUUUACUCCGGACCCUUUUUCAACAUGUGGGGCGUCCGCAGAUACGUGGACAUCGAGUGGAGCUACUACUUAAAGAUAAUCGUGCCUUUAGCCUUGGGCAAAUUCUUCUCUUCGGUUUUCUCUCAUGUCAGCAUUUGGAAGGUGCCGGUCUCCUACGCUCACACUGUUAAGGCCACAGCGCCCUUGUUCACUGUGAUUCUGGCGAGGAUCAUCAUGCGCGAGCGGCAAACAACAAAGGUGUACUUAUCAUUGGUGCCGAUAAUUCUCGGUGUCGCCAUUGCAACAGUGACGGAGCUGUCCUUUGAUGUAAUUGGCUUAGCCAGUGCUCUGAUUUCAACCAUGGGAUUUUCCCUGAUGAACAUUUACUCUAAAAGAGUUUUAAAUGACACAGGAAUCCACCAUCUCAGGCUGCUGCAUUUGCUCGGCCGACUCGCACUUUUCAUGUUUCUGCCAGUUUGGUUCUUUAGUGACUUCUGGAAGCUUCUCUAUGACCCUAAUGUGCAUCUGAUCGGCGGCUCGGACUACAAGCUGCUGCUUCUGCUUUUCUGUGAUGGAGGGCUCAAUUGGCUGCAGAACAUCCUGGCGUUCAGCAUGCUUUCGCUCGUCACUCCGCUGACGUACGCUGUUGCGUCGGCCUCGAAAAGGCUGUUCGUCAUCUCUAUUUCUCUCUUCUUCCUCGGAAACCCCGUCACGCUGACCAACAUCUUUGGAAUGAGCAUGGCCAUCAUGGGCGUCCUCGCCUACAACAAGGCCAAGUAUGACAUGCGCAAGUCUGGAAAGAAAGAAUCGCUGUUGCCAGUGACGAGCAACAAUCUUUGGAAAGACAAGUACACAGUUCCAAGCAACACUCCGCAGAUCCUCCCCGCCGGCGCCAACUAUAUCAAUGGACACGCAGAAGGCAGGGCUUUGAUCAACAACAACCGCUACGCAGGGGGCAACACCACCUUGUCCAUUUGAUCGAAUUGACACACAGUGAGACGAUCCAAGUGCGAUUUUUACAGUGUUGUUUGACAGUGUCGCAAAUAAAUGAAACAAGAAGUGAGCCACUUUUUAAUUUUAACGCCAUAACUCUCUCAAAUUUUGAAUUUCUUUCCCCCUUUGACAUACACCCGUUUGGCAGUGAUUUGUUAUUGAUUACUGCUGUGCAUUUUGUAUCUCUUCUGUUGUAAACCAAAUUUGUUGUACAAAGGUUUAUGUAUUAAAUUAUUUAUUUUUUCGCUUGAAUUGUGACGCCAAAGAUGAUUGUCGGUGCGUGCGCCUCGAUCUUUGGUGCUGUUCGUAAUUUAUCCUUUGUGAGAAGUAUUACUUGAUUCACAUGUACAUUGAAAACGUGCAAUACAAAAUAAUCAAAUAAAAUUACCACA
Messenger RNA from Cloeon dipterum, 1788 nucleotides. Its product is annotated as solute carrier family 35 member E1 homolog. Bases 275 to 1381 code for a protein of 368 amino acids. Gene Ontology annotation, molecular function: antiporter activity. The record is from RefSeq and is a predicted model, not a curated record. The transcript has 8 exons. Gene Ontology annotation, cellular component: Golgi apparatus. Lineage: Eukaryota; Metazoa; Arthropoda; Insecta; Ephemeroptera; Baetidae.